CUAUCUAGACCAAACUGUUUAAAUGAUCUCGUGAUCUCAUUUGACACGUGAUAACCCAAUUUAUAAGUUGAAAGCGAGGCAGACAGGCAUGAGUCAGUCAGGUUCUGCUUCCUCCUUAGGUUGGUUGGCUGUUUAUCUAAGAGGCGCCCAGAGGUGAAAAUGUUGAGGAGCUUGCUGUUCACAGUGAUUUGUGGGGCAGUAGUGGCCCUUAAAGACCCAAGCCUGGACAUGCACUGGCUGCUGUGGAAGAAGAAUCACAGCAAAACGUACAACAGUGAGUUGGAGGAGUUGGGUCGAAGAGAGAUUUGGGAGAAUAACAUACGCUUGAUCACCCUGCACAACCUGGAGGCCUCUUUGGGAAUGCACACAUAUGAAUUGGGCAUGAACCAUAUGGCAGACAUGACUAGAGAAGAGAUCCUGCAGAUGUUUGCUGGGACACAAGUACCUCCGAACCUAACAAGGAGAUCUUCUCGAUUUGUUGCCUCUGCUGGAGUUUCAGUACCAGAUUCAGUUGACUGGAGAGAUCAGGGUUAUGUAACAGAUGUUAAAAACCAGGGUUCAUGUGGUUCAUGCUGGGCCUUCAGUGCUGUUGGUGCGCUAGAGGGUCAGCUUAAACGUACUACGGGUCAGGUGAAAUCGCUCAGUGCCCAAAACUUGGUGGACUGUUCCUCUAAAUAUGGAAACAAAGGUUGCAAUGGAGGUUUCAUGAGCCAGGCCUUCCAGUACGUCAUUGACAAUGGUGGUAUAGAUUCUGAUGAAGCUUACCCUUACACUGGAGUGGAUGGACAGUGCAGGUAUGAUCCAUCACAACGUGCUGCCAACUGCUCCAGUUACGAUUUUGUUUCUCCAGGUGACGAGGAGGCACUUAAGCAAGCUGUGGCCACCAUUGGACCUAUUUCUGUGGCUAUUGAUGCUACUCGUCCAAUGUUCAUCUUAUAUAGAAGUGGUGUCUACAAUGAUGUUUCCUGCACCCAGAACGUAAAUCAUGGAGUGCUGGUCGUAGGGUAUGGCAGCAUGAAUGGAGAGGACUACUGGCUAGUGAAAAACAGCUGGGGCUCUCAUUUUGGAGAUGGAGGCUACAUCCGCAUGGCCCGCAACAAAGGCAAUAUGUGUGGCAUUGCAAGUUAUGCUUGCUACCCAAUAAUGUAGCACAGUUAAGCAGAAGCAGCUUAUCUUGGAUUCCUUGUUUUUCUAGUAUUGUAUUUUAUCUUUAUUUUAAAUUUUACUAAACGAAUUGAUCUUUGUACUUGAACAGAUAUUUUUGUAUAGAAACUGUGAUAAUAAAAACAUGAUUCUACCCCA
Molecule: messenger RNA, 1302 nt
Organism: Clarias gariepinus (North African catfish)
Lineage: Eukaryota; Metazoa; Chordata; Actinopteri; Siluriformes; Clariidae
Product: cathepsin S-like
Exons: 8
Coding region: 160-1149 (329 amino acids)
Biological process (GO): immune response
Cellular component (GO): lysosome
Molecular function (GO): cysteine-type endopeptidase activity
Source: RefSeq, a predicted model, not a curated record